Messenger RNA from Fibroporia radiculosa, 1683 nucleotides. RefSeq lists its product as uncharacterized. The transcript has 7 exons. The record is from RefSeq and is a predicted model, not a curated record. Gene Ontology annotation, biological process: microtubule-based movement. NCBI's taxonomy places the organism in Eukaryota, Fungi, Basidiomycota, Agaricomycetes, Polyporales, Fibroporiaceae. Bases 1 to 1683 code for a protein of 560 amino acids. Gene Ontology annotation, molecular function: ATP binding; microtubule binding; microtubule motor activity.
AUGACGGCCGCAACAUCGAGCUCAGCAACAAGCAGAUUAACUCGCCCAGUGCCCUUCACACCCAGACGGCCCGUCUCGGCCCAUCUGGAAGCCUCCACAGACGACCUGCAAAGCACCGGGCGCAUACCACGGGCUAUCACACCAAGUCUCCUCGGUUCGGCGAAGAAGUUCAAGGCUGCUCUAUCAUCUGAGUCGAAAUCACGACUGGUUACGAAACCUAAGCCCGUAUUGCCGUCAGUACCUGGAACACCUACCAAGAAAGGCUCUCCCGAUGGCUCCAGGCCGAAGACACCAACCACACCACGCAGGGGGACGGAAAGUCCGCUAUUGAUGCCGCAGGUGAGCGAAAUGGAUGUCAGCAGGGUGGACCCCGAAGAGGCUCUGGUAGACUUCCAGUCCAUUGAGCCUGGGGACAUCUCUGGUGAGAUCGACGAAGCCGCAUUAGCAGACUAUGGCAACGAAGAUAAGGUGCUAGUUUCUAUCCGAAUCCGGCCGACACAAGCUACUUCUGCCUGGCAAAAGUCUACUGCAAUACCUAAGAGCAUAAAGCUUGAUUCACAUUAUGCUAAAUCGUCUACGACUGCCCCGCAAGAAUUUCGCUUUGAUGAAAUUCUCACAGGCUCAGAUAACAAGCCAGUGUAUAAUGCCGUCGCCCGUAGCCAUGUUUGUGCUGCGAUGGACGGGUACAAUGCUGUCAUCUUCGCCUAUGGACAGACAGCUAGCGGCAAGACAUUUACUCUCAGCGGUGAUGAGGAUCAGCCUGGUAUAAUCCCCCGCGCCAUGAAAGACAUCUUUGCAUAUAUCCGACGAACGCCUACGCGGGAAUAUCUGCUACGAUGCUCGUACCUAGAAAUCUAUAACGAGACGAUACAUGAUCUUCUCGCCCCUCCAUCAUCAAGUGUCUCGCAGCCAGUGCAAAUCCAAGGCACGGGCGCGAAUAUAGUACUUACACCCCUCCGCGAGGAAGUUGUGACAAGCCUGAAGAGUGUGCGCGAGGUUCUCCAGCGUGGCGAGGGUAACCGGCGUACCGCAAGUACCGACUGGAACGAGCGGAGUAGCCGGAGUCACAGUGUAUUCAGAGUGGUCAUCGAAAGUCGGGAGCGGGGGGCUGGUGGCGAUGAAGCAGCAAUUCCCAGUGGACGAACGACCCCUGGUUUUAGGCCCCCGACACCUGGCGGAUCGCGGCUUCAAGCAAAGGGAGGAAGAAGUGUGCAAACGUCUGUCCUCAGUCUUAUUGAUCUUGCGGGCUCUGAAAAGGCUACGUCUGACAAGGAGCGAACUCGAGAAGGCAAGUACAUUAACACCAGUUUGCUAACUCUUGGCACCGUCAUUGCUACUCUCGCGGAAAAUUCUGCGAAGAACAAGAGUGACCAUGUUCCAUUCCGCAACUCCAAGCUAACACGAAUGCUGCAGCCGUCACUAUCAGGAAAUGCACGUAUAUCCGUAAUUGGUACCAUCAAUCCCGACAUGGGCGCGAUAGGGGAGACAACGAGCACUCUCCUCUUUGCUCAGAGAAUCAAGAAAGUCCAAUUGCACGCCCAGAAAAAGGAAAUCGUCGACACUGAAGCUCUCCUGGAACGAUACAGAAAGGAAAUCGAGGAAUUGAAGAAGCGACUCACAGAGAAGGAGGCUGAUGCUCCUGCGCGCAAUCGCAGGCUUUCCGCUCGCGAGGCAAGUUGGUGA